This is a messenger RNA of Maniola jurtina (meadow brown), 5530 nucleotides long. It is a transcript of the gene Nhe1, whose product is annotated as sodium/hydrogen exchanger 8. Gene Ontology annotation, molecular function: sodium:proton antiporter activity. Bases 210 to 2231 code for a protein of 673 amino acids. Gene Ontology annotation, cellular component: Golgi apparatus; membrane. The transcript is spliced from 7 exons. The record is from RefSeq and is a predicted model, not a curated record. Gene Ontology annotation, biological process: proton transmembrane transport; regulation of pH; sodium ion transport. NCBI's taxonomy places the organism in Eukaryota, Metazoa, Arthropoda, Insecta, Lepidoptera, Nymphalidae.
UGUGUACAGUGUACACUGUACAAGUGGUACAAAAUUAGCAAAACAUCAUCGCUCGGGAAUUUUUUAUCAAUUUAGUUUAGAAUGAUAUUUUGCAUUCAAAUAAUUAAAAUAGUGUUUGAGUUAACUUCUUUCCGGAACAGCUACUAAAUGCAUAAGGAGUUCCUUCAAACUUAAUUAUUUGAAGAAAACAAGGAACUAAGAAAAUCAAAAUGAGAAUUUUAAAAUGUGUUUUAUGUGUUUGGGCAUGUAUCAUAUGUUUCCUAAUUGGAAUUUAUGGUGAAAAUGAUAUCUUUAAGUCUGCGAAUAGUAAAAGUAUAGCUGACGAUACCUUUUUCUGGAAUACAAAAGCGUCAAGGUCAAAACGAACUACUAUUCAAAAUGCAAGUGUGACUGAAACUAAUUUAGCAGGCCCGAACAUAAACACGUCAUCCUUAACUUUAAGUUCCUCUACGGAAAGUGCUAAUGUUGUAUAUGAAGUUGGUCCUUCAAAUUCAUCCAUUCUGGCAGUGGUUCCAGUGAAUGCCUCAUCGUCAGUCGCCUCCAAUACUUCCGAAGUCGGUCCCUCAGAUGCGGCUCCGCUUCCUGAGAAGAGUUCAGCUGAAGAUGAGCAUAACAGCUCAAUGGCUAUAUUCUUUGUACUUUGUAUAUUGGCCCUCGGUAUACUUUUGAUACAUCUGAUGUUACAAACUGGCUUCUCUUAUCUGCCUGAAAGUGUCGUUAUAGUGUUUCUCGGUGCUUUAAUAGGUAUGAUAAUUAAUCUCAUGUCAAUAAGGAACAUAGCUAAUUGGAGAAAAGAGGAGGCGUUUUCACCUACUGCUUUCUUUCUUGUUCUCCUACCUCCUAUUAUUUUCGAAUCAGGGUAUAAUCUCCAUAAAGGAAAUUUCUUUCAAAAUAUUGGAUCAAUUUUAUUGUUUGCAAUUGUUGGGACAGCAAUAUCUGCAUUUGUAGUUGGUGCAGGAAUUUAUUUGUUAGGUCUUGCUCAGGUUGUUUAUAAAUUGAGUUUUGUGGAAUCCUUUGCUUUUGGUUCACUGAUCUCUGCUGUGGAUCCAGUAGCUACAGUUGCUAUAUUUCAUGCUCUGGAUGUUGACCCAGUGUUAAACAUGUUGGUGUUUGGAGAGAGCAUCCUUAAUGAUGCUGUUGCCAUAGUCUUGACAACUGCUGUUCUGGAUUCCAAUGAUCCUAACAUGUCCACAACUGAAGCUAUUCUAUCAGCUAUAAACCGUUUUUGGUUAAUGUUCUUUGCAUCUGCUGGUAUUGGAGUUCUCUUUGCUCUAAUAAGUGCACUACUUUUAAAACAUGUUGAUCUCCGUAAGAAUCCAUCUUUAGAAUUUGGUAUGAUGUUGGUGUUUACUUAUGCACCAUAUGUACUUGCUGAUGGAAUACAUUUAUCUGGUAUAAUGGCUAUAUUAUUCUGUGGGAUUGUAAUGUCUCACUACACCCAUUUCAACCUCUCCACUGUAACUCAAGUUACUAUGCAGCAAACAAUGAGGACACUAGCGUUUAUAGCUGAGACAUGUGUCUUUGCUUAUUUGGGAUUAGCAAUUUUCAGUUUCCGACACCGUGUGGAACCUGCGUUGGUGGUUUGGAGUAUCGUGCUUUGUUUACUUGGAAGAGCUGCUAAUAUUUUCCCUCUCGCUUUACUUUGCAAUAAGUUCCGGGAGCAUAAGAUAACUAAGAAGAUGAUGUUUAUUAUGUGGUUCAGUGGAUUACGGGGUGCGAUUUCUUACGCAUUAUCUCUGCAUCUAGACUUUUCGACGGAGACACGUCACGUGAUCAUAACAACUACACUUAUCAUUGUUCUGUUUACUACUCUAUUUUUUGGAGGUUCCACCAUGCCUUUGUUGAAGUUUUUGAGGGCUAACAAGAAGGUAAAGCGAUCAAGGUCAUUGCGUAAACAGAAGGAAGUGAGCUUGUCCAAAACAAAGGAGUGGGGUCAAGCCAUCGACUCCGAGCAUUUGUCGGAAAUAACUGAAGAGGAACUUGAGGUUAACUACUCGCACGCAACGAGACUCAAAGGCUUCGUAAGGUUCGAUAUGAAAUAUUUGACACCGUUCUUUACAAGACGAUUUACACAUCAGGAAUUGAAGGACUGCAAGAGCCAGAUGACGGAUCUCACCAACCAGUGGUACCAGGCCAUCCGUAUCUCUAACGACCACGACACAGACGAGGACGAGGCCUUGCCGCCCUCCUCGCUGGCCGACUCGCGCACCAGCCUACAGCGCGGCGUGUAAAACCCCUAUACUCGGAGAGGUCAGACUGAACUGCAGCAUCAUCGUCAGCCGAGAACGUCCACUGCUGGACAUAAGUGUCUUGUAGGGACUUCUACACGCCACGGUCUUGCGCCGACUGAAUCCUGUGGUAUCCUGCGCGACUCUUUUGUUGUUGUUUUUCCACCUUGUGGGGGGUCUACCAAUGCUGCGUUUUCGAGUGCGAGAUCGUGCCAUUCCUAAUACCUUGGGUCCCCGAUAUGUCGAACUAUGUACCAUGCCAUGUAAUGGUAUGUCAUUGCCACUUCAGCACACUUCAAUCCACUGAGUUAAAUGUCGGUUAUUAUUGUUCUGCUACGGAUCUUCUCGAUGGAUGUCGUACGGAAAUAAAAUUAUUUUCACGUGCUGGUGUUCAAGUCGUAUCGGUAUAACUGAAUGUGUGCGUUUGCGAGCGUUUGCUCACGACUGAUUGGUCCGACGUACGCACACUUAUGCAAUGUGCAUGUAUAUCACUGUAAGUUGUAACCAAAAACAAAAUUCACGCGCGCUCGUGAAUUGCAAGAACUGUACUUGCUAGUAUAAUAUUUAGCUAAAUGUAUGUUUGUAAAAAAAAACACAAUAUGUACAAGUAUAGGUGAAUGAUGUAAAUAUGCAAUUAUUAAUCAUUAUGAUAAUCCAUUUAGGUUUCAAUACAGAAUACUUGGUUAUUAGUACAACACAGAUUAUUCAAUAAGUUUGGACAAAGCCGAACCAUUAUAAUUAUGGUACUAAAUGAAGAGUGUUAAAACAAAUUAUUACUAAUGUUGAAUCUAACCUGUACUUGUAAAAAUUAUUACGUAUAUAGGUAUGUUUGUAAGAAUAAUAAUAAUAAUUAUUAUCAGUCAUAAAAUGUGAUAGUAUUUACAACUUAAUUUAAUGUAUUAAAAUCGAUAUUUACGCACAUAUUAUUGUAUUACGCUUUUGUAUUAAUGAGGCUAUACAUUUUAAUAUAUACCUUUGGUAUGCACUUAUAAAGACUAAAGGUUAUAAACCGUCCAUAGAAUUAUGUCCAUAGUAUUGCAAGAACUUGAAAAAGCUUUCAUAUCAGAAUUGUAACAGAUCCAACUGCAAGUCGAUUCCGAAAAAUGUGCAUCAUUAUUGCAAUCCCAAUUGUUGUGAUUGGCUGAAUUUAUUGGUCUUUUUGGUGCAACAGUGAAUUUUAGCAAAUAGCAACAGAGUGUCAGCCAAUCAGAGGUGAUUGUGAUAGUCACACAGCACACUGUAGCUGUCAAACUACCGCCCUAUACCGCGGUAGGGCCUGAAGCAUCAAAAUGAUAUGAUAAUAUCAAUCACUAAUGGAGAAGUUUCAUGAUAUUUAGAUCACGAUUAAAACAGGUUUUUUUUAAAUUCAUCAACAAAUGAUUGAGAAAUUAAUUAUUAUUUAAGUUUAAGUAUUAAAACGCACAACGAUCGCAGGGGUGUGACGUCAUUUUACCUAGUCGAGGUCUUCACAGUUCACACCACAUCUCACUCAAAUAUUUCUUAGUCACACGUGAGCUCUCAGCUCUUAUUCUUGUUAUUUUACGAACCGUAUUAUUUACUGGUGUGUUAUAGGUGUUUAUACAUUUAUUUAUUACCUUAAAUUUCAUAAAUUAAUUUAUUACCAUAAAAUACGUUUAUUAAUUAUUUUUACCAUAGCACAACUUUGAAGUACUAUAACUUUUUCUUUUCUUGAGAUAUUUUAAUGACUCUUUCAUAUUGAUGUUAUAUUUUACUUAAAUUUUCAAUUUUUAUAAUUAAUUCCUUAAAAGAAUGGAAACUUCUCUAUUGGCGUUCAGAUUUUUGAUUUUAUUGCGAAUUAUAAUGAAUUUAUCAUGUUAUAAUAUCUUUUACUGUAUGUGAUGUAAUGUAUGGACUAUAUCUAAUGUUAUUUAAACUACCAUUGUUUGUAUAUUAUGUUGGUUGUGUCAUAUUAAAAAUAUGUAAAUAUUUAAAGUAUUAUUGCCUAUGUAAAAUGUUGUAAAUAGGUUUUAAUUUAACUUUUUACGGAGGCAACUUGUUUUGUUAAUCGAAUCACGCUCGGCCGUAUUGUUAGUAGAUAUUCCCUUAUGCGAUCGCGAAGCGACUGUGAUUUCUACUUUAUUUUAUUAAAGUAUUAAUAGGUAUAAAUUAUUACUACGUAGUAUUAACGUUACUAAGUUCCUUAAGAAUUUUCUUCACUUAUUUUUUCUUAAUUUCCUAUGGUUGGACACAAAAUGUACAUUUUACAUUUUAAACUACUUAAACUAUGUGUAUAGAAAGUAUUUAUUUAGAAAAACUCUUUGUUUAUGUUACAAUGAUUCAUUUAUGUAGAGGUAAUUUCAUUAUGGUACGAAAUCAACAACAUGCACUUUAUCUUGUAUUAAUUUUUGGUACAAAAAACCUUUUUAUAUCAUUAGUUGUUUAUAGAUACAAUAGAUAAAACCAUUCCAUUAAUAAGCACUUAGUACAUAAAGUAAUUAAUUCAUAUGGGUGAUGAUUGGCUCUGUUUACUGUUAUGUACUGUAACAUAUGUAUGUUAUAAAUUGGGUGUAAUCAGGACUUAGUUAUAUGUUUAAAACUUAAACUAUUUAAAUUUGAAAAAAAUGGUGACAAAACGUUUUAUUUAUGUAUUGACAUUUCACUUUAUUGCACGUCGUUUUUCCUUUAAUAAUAAUUUAGUCUUUAGUACAUGGACGCAUAGUAGCUAGGUGAUAAGAAUAUUUGUGAUUUUACUGUGUAUAUUAUGUACUUACUUAAGUAAACUUGAAAUCAAAAGUAUGGGAUGUUUAUAGAAGUUAAGCUCAAAACAAAUAAUGUAAUUUUGAUUUAUGGGCACAAGUGUUCCUUAGGAUCUUAUUGCUUUUGACGAGUUUUUCGACCUCUGAAGGUUUAAACGCAUUAGCGCUGCGCUGCGCGACGCGGCAGUGCUUUGCUCUGUACAAACUCAUAUCUAAACUAUAUUUGCCGCGUAGUGUCGCUCAAAUGCGCUUUUCUAUAUACAAACUCAUUUAUUUAAAUUAUAUUUGCUGCGCGCCGCAUCGUGCAGCGCAGCUCAAGUUCGUUGGCACAUGGUUGACACCUUUAAAAUUUUUGUCGAAAUACGAAAAACACAAAAAUUGUAAAAAAUCACGAUCGAAGACAUUUGAAGCCGUAAUCCUUGGGGUGGGGAGUUUGAAGAAACUGCUAAGAUCCUAAAAACACUUGCCAAAAAUCAAAAACUAUCUUCGUUAUUUAUUUUGUGGUUCCACUAAAAUACCUUAAUAUCUUGGGCUAAUAAAUUAAUGUUGAUGUAAUUAUUUUAGAAUAUACUUCUUGAGCAAUUA